This is a messenger RNA of Apis laboriosa (Himalayan honeybee), 853 nucleotides long. RefSeq names its product G patch domain-containing protein 11. NCBI's taxonomy places the organism in Eukaryota, Metazoa, Arthropoda, Insecta, Hymenoptera, Apidae. Gene Ontology annotation, molecular function: nucleic acid binding. Gene Ontology annotation, cellular component: kinetochore. The coding region runs from base 114 to 848 and encodes 244 amino acids. The transcript is spliced from 2 exons. The record is from RefSeq and is a predicted model, not a curated record.
UGAAAUAAAAAAUGCAACGAAUUAUAUUUCAGUAAUAAAUGGAAUUUUACAAGAAUCAGUGUUUCAUAUAAAUAACCAAGAAACAAUAACUCGAAAUAGAAAAAUAAAUAAAAAUGUCAGAUGCAGAAGAUUAUAUGUCAGAUAAAUUUUUACAAGGAAGUGAAAAAUCUACUUCAUCCAGUCUCAUAUAUAGACAUGCAGAUAAAAGAAAAUUUGAACUCUUAAAAAAAAAAAAGCAAAUUGAAGCAAAAUUAGAUGAAAAAAAUUCUUUAAAACAUAUUGAAGAAGAAACUAGAGAAGCAGGUUUAUCUUCUGCAAUUACAAGUUCUAAUAAAGGUUAUGCAAUGAUUAUGAAAAUGGGAUAUAAACCUGGUCAUGGCAUAGGUAAAACAGAAUCAGGAAGAAUUGAACCAAUUAACCUUGACAUUAAAUUAGAUAGACAAGGUUUAGGAAAACAAAAUGAGAGAAAAGAAAGAAAAAAUAAAAAUAAUAUAUUUAAUGAUAAUUUAGAUAAUAAGAGUAUGAAAGAUUUUCGAGAUAGAAUUGCACAAAAAAGGAAAGAACAAUUGUUAAAAACAGAUUUAUAUAAAAGUCAAAAAAUUUGUCAAAAAUUAGAUAUGCAACAAGAAAUAACAAAACCUAAAGAAAUAUGGUUUUGGUUGCCUCAAGAUGAUGAAAAUAGCGAUAGUGAAAAAGAUGAUGAUUUUUUCCCUGUUAAUGAAAAACUUGAAAUUUUAACAAAAUAUUUAAGAGAAAAGUAUUUUUAUUGUAUUUGGUGUGGAGUAGCAUUUCUGGAUGAAAAAGAUUUAGUAGAUAAUUGUCCAGGAAAUGAAAGAAAUGAUCAUUAAAUGGA